AUGCCGCUUCAACUUCGCCGCAGCGAGCUCAAAGAUCUGUCGCUGAUUGUGGAAACAUACUUUGAGGCUUUCGCCCAAGACCCAAUCCACCAGCGCUUUGCCCCGAGAGGGACCAAGUCGGCUUACGAUUUCUGGCACUCGUCGCUGGACGCCGAAAUGCGCGACCAAACCAACCACUUCCUCUCCGUCUGGGACGACUCUUCUACGCCAGAGACGUUUGUGGGCUUUGCCAAGUGGAUUGUCCCCGGAGCUCAUCCAGAGCCUCUUCCGCCGGUGGAUGCCUGGCCCAGCGAUGGCGAUCAGGAGUUUUCUUCAAUGUUCUUCGGCAGGCUGAAUGAUAUGCAUGAUGAGGCCAUGGGGGAGCGGCCGCACUGGUAUCUCGAGCUUUUGGCGGUCAGGCCUCAGUUUCAGGGCAAAGGAGCCGCCAGCCUGAUGCUGAAAUAUGGUGUUGAGAAGGCCGAUGAGGACAAGGUGGAGUGCUUUUUGGAUGCCUCUCCUGCGGGCCAGCCGAUCUAUGAGCGAUAUGGGUUUAGAGUCGUACAGACGGAUACGUUUUUGGAGGGAACUUAUAUCCAGUGUGCGAUGGCGAGAGACGCGAAGAGGUAA
Trichoderma atroviride IMI 206040 is the source of this 606-nucleotide messenger RNA. RefSeq lists its product as uncharacterized. Gene Ontology annotation, molecular function: acyltransferase activity, transferring groups other than amino-acyl groups. The record is from RefSeq and is a predicted model, not a curated record. Lineage: Eukaryota; Fungi; Ascomycota; Sordariomycetes; Hypocreales; Hypocreaceae.